Messenger RNA from Exophiala spinifera, 1725 nucleotides. RefSeq lists its product as uncharacterized. The record is from RefSeq and is a predicted model, not a curated record. Gene Ontology annotation, molecular function: enzyme regulator activity. Lineage: Eukaryota; Fungi; Ascomycota; Eurotiomycetes; Chaetothyriales; Herpotrichiellaceae. The coding region runs from base 1 to 1725 and encodes 574 amino acids. Gene Ontology annotation, cellular component: proteasome complex; proteasome regulatory particle, lid subcomplex. The transcript is spliced from 3 exons. Gene Ontology annotation, biological process: regulation of protein catabolic process; ubiquitin-dependent protein catabolic process.
AUGAGCGGCGACAAUCCCCAUCUCAACGGUACCGGUGACGGGUCGAACGGAUCCGAAGACGUAGAGAUGAAGGAGCAGUCCGAAAAUUCCAAGAAGCACUCUAAGCAGAGCAAGGACAAGGAUGGAGAUGAUGAGAUGACCGUGGUAGUCCCGCCGUCCAAGGGUGCAACUCCCACUGCGCCGACCAAAAAGACGGAGGCGGAUACUGCGAACGGGGCGAUAGGCGAGGAUGCUACGCAGGUUGACGAAGUCCCCGUUGAUCCACAAGAGAAGGCCAUCACAGACAUCAAGGCAAAUCUCCCUUUGCUGGACCGCGCGGUCACGCAGUUUGACCCCCGAUUCAGUCUCAGAGUCCUCCGCACGAUAUCUUCAGUCCGAAAGCACCUGACCGCACAUGUCCUGGCUACUGUUGUCGUCGAAAGCUAUCCGGUACCCACAGCCACCGCCGUGUCGCUUUUGAGUGCUGUCAAGGACGACCCGACCUUCCCUAGUGAAAAGGUGGACAGUUGGCAUAGCAGGAAAGAAGCGCAGACAAGCUCCAGCAAAGAGGUUUUGCCCGAGAUAGACGUAUACCUCUCGAUCCUGGUCCAAGUCUAUCUUUAUGACAGGAAGUGGAUCGAUGCAGGCGCCCAGUUCUCCAGUGCUCUUGUUGAGCAUCUCCGCACCCUGAACAGGAGAACUCUUGAUUCGUUGGCAGCUCGAGUCUAUUUCUACUAUGCCCUGUUCUUCGAAGAAACGGCACCACUGCCACCAUCUCCGGCUGCCGCGGUGAUCUCAAUCCGCAAACCUCUCCUGGACGCUCUACGAACUGCCACGUUGCGAAAGGAUCAAGACAUCCAAGCUGCGGUGACAACUUUGCUCCUGCGUAACUAUCUCUCUACCUCACACGUCACUCAAGCCGACCUAUUGAUCUCUCACGCUAAAUUCCCGAUGACUGCUGCGAACAACCAGAUUGCUCGGUACCUCUACUAUCUUGGCCGCAUUCGGGCCAUCCAGCUCUCUUACACAGAGGCUCAUGAACACCUUACAAGCGCAACUAGGAAAUCGCCUACUUCUUACAAGGCAAGCGGCUUCUAUCAGGCUUCUACGAAGCUCCUCAUCGUGGUCGAGCUAUUGAUGGGGGACAUUCCAGAUCGAGCAAUCUUCCGUCAGCCGAGCCUUGAAAAAGCUUUGCAGCCGUAUCUUCAGCUUGUUCAAGCCGUGAGCGCUGGAGAUGUCACUGGUUUUCAAAAUCUGGUUCAGAGAUACAACGCGACCUUCAGAAAAGACGAUACCUACACGCUUAUCUUACGACUCCGACAAAAUGUCAUCCGAACAGGCAUUCGCAUGAUGUCCUUGUCGUACGCUCGAAUUUCACUACGCGAUAUGUGUUUGCGACUUGGUUUGGACAGCGAAGAAUCUGCCGAGUACAUUGUGGCCAAAGCAAUUCGGGACGGGGUCAUUGAAGCUAGUCUGGAUCAUGAGCGUGGCUACAUGAAGAGUAAGGAGGUGGGUGACGUAUAUGCCACAAGAGAGCCUGGCGAUGCCUUCCACGAACGCAUUCAAGCCUGUCUGGUCCUACACGACGAAAGUGUCAAGGCCAUGCGUUUCCCCAUGAACCAGCACAGACUCGAACUCAAGAAUGCCCAGGAAGCACGGGAGCGCGAGCGCGAGCUUGCCAAGGAGAUUGUUGAAGGUGAGAUGGACGACGACGAUGCCCCCGGUGGUGAUUUUGAGGGACUGUGA